GCGAGCUCUGUGUAAAUGCGCGAGCCGCCGCCGCGAGCCCCGCACUCUCGGCUCGAGCCAUAUUUGCAUUGUUCCCAGCACCGGCAACAGCAGCAGCAGCGGUUCCGUUCUCACUCUCAAACACAACCAUCCACACCGACAACAAUGUCAGACAGCAAAGUAGAAAUAAGUGUCGAGCGAGCCCCGAAGGACUUGAAGAAAACUCAAGAGGUAGAGCCUGAAAAUGGCAAAGGUGACGUACCAGCCAAUGGAAAUGCUGGAAAUGAAGAAAAUGGAGAGGAAGUUGAAGAGAAUGCAGACGAGGUAGAAGAUGAAGAAAGCGAAGAUGUUGGUGAAGAUGACGAGGAGGAAGAGGAUGAAGAAGAUGAGGAGGGUGAUGAUGAGGAAUGUGAGGGAGCUGCAGAGAAACGGGUGGCUGAAGAUGAAGAGGAUGAUGUUGCAAAGAAGAAGCAGAAAACAGAUGAUGAAUAAGCUGUAUUUUCAUCUACAAUUUCCCCCCUUUUUUUUCUGUUGGAAAAACUUGGUCAUCAUCACUAAGUAGAGUGUACACCAGUGCAAGUCAACUGCAGAAUUUUUAAAAUAAAAUUACUAAGACUUCAUGGCCCUACUUCUUUCUUAAAAUCCUAAAGGAGAAUUUGUUUGUAUUUUUAUUUACAUUUUAUAUUUUUGUACAUAUGGUUAGAGGUCAGCCAAUUUAAACAGUGAUCUCUGGUGACCAAACAGGGCUUUGAAGUUCUUCUGUAAAACUGACUUUACUGGUGGUUUGACCAUGUCUUGGCCACAUUAUCUUAAAGGUAAUCUGUAAAAACAAAAUUAAUUUUGAGCAUUCCAAUAACUGUAUGUACUUUAGCUGUACUAUAAGUAGUUGGUUUGUAUGAGGUGGAAAGGCCAAAGAUCAAGGUUUUUUUGUCUGAAAUGCUGUCCAUUGUGGCCUGUUGUAUGUGUGAAAAGUUUGUUGUCCACAAUAAACCGGAAUUUUAUUUUGCUGAGUUUUUCUGAUGAA
Carcharodon carcharias (great white shark) is the source of this 1003-nucleotide messenger RNA. RefSeq names its product prothymosin alpha a (gene ptmaa). Gene Ontology annotation, cellular component: nucleus. Gene Ontology annotation, molecular function: histone binding. Bases 16 to 471 code for a protein of 151 amino acids. The record is from RefSeq and is a predicted model, not a curated record. Gene Ontology annotation, biological process: negative regulation of apoptotic process; positive regulation of transcription by RNA polymerase II. Lineage: Eukaryota; Metazoa; Chordata; Chondrichthyes; Lamniformes; Lamnidae. The transcript has 5 exons.